Molecule: messenger RNA, 4191 nt
Organism: Orbicella faveolata
Lineage: Eukaryota; Metazoa; Cnidaria; Anthozoa; Scleractinia; Merulinidae
Molecular function (GO): protein binding
Source: RefSeq, a predicted model, not a curated record
CCCAGUUUUCUAAUGAAAUUAUGAGUUUCGGAGAGUCUUCAAGAAUUUUCACAAAGAAUCGGUGUUAGAAACAGUGGACGGUUUACCCCCGUCUAUCGUCUUUCGACUUUGAUGGUUGACUCUGACUUUCGCCUCUCACAAACCGUCAACCGCUAUUUUAGACAAACAAGCCGGCGUAUUUUGAAAGUCAUCCUUGACUAGACUCUCAGCGUUCUUUUACUGACAGCCACAUGAAAUAACAAACAAGCAGGCAAGGGGAUAGGCAUAACAUAAUGAGGGCAACCUUUGUAGGCAGUGUUGAAGUGUACGAAGACCGCCAAUCGUACUUCCUAUUUCACGAUGUCCUGCGCACGGAGUCACUUCGAGACGGUAAAAAGUACAAAAAUCACUUUAAAGUACAUUUUAAUCCAUUUUGGUUGAAUUGCUGUCUAUCUUUCUCAUCGAAAGGUGGAGCAUUUUUAAGAUGAUAAUAGAUGGAUUCUUCAAUCACAGAUUUUGAGAACUUUAGGAACAUGUUUGACUGGCACCAUAUAUAUUCAAGCCAACUUUUCCCAAAAGGCAUCGUGCGUUCAGAUUGUUAGUACUUUGCUUGCAUUGAACCCUGAUUUGUUUGUUAAUAAGUGCUAAAUACAUAUGAAUUAUCCUCCUGUCUGAGAGAGUUGAGCACGCGAUUUUCGCAAAAGAAGUUGCUAGGCAACAAUGGAGACAUCGUGGAGCCGAGCUGACGGGGUCAUUACAUCGAACUACGUGAGUAGUAAAGCCAAUUUUAAAGUGGAAAUUCGCUGAUAACGUAACGUGGGGCAAAUUGAAAUCGAAGAGCCAAGAGGAGUUGAUUUUUUUCAGCUAAUUUUACCUUUCACGUAUCGCUUAAAAAUCACUCUUUGUUUACUCUUAUCUGAUGGUAUUAGUCGAGGAGUUGAUGCCCCGGGGUUGAUGCUCACAAGCAUCUAAUUAAACAUCGGCAGUUUGAUGGCCACAGAUCGAAAAUUAUCGCUAGGAAACUUGUAAAGCAAGUCUAAAAUAAAACUAUGACUUUCCACGAAUUCUCCAACUUGUUUUUUUUUCAAUAAUCUGUCCUCUCGCGUUUUCUACGGAGUCGUUUGCUUUAUUUGACACGUGAGUUAGUUGGUUUUAACUAAACUCUAAUCUUGUUAUCCACCGCCGCAAAUAAUUUCAUGCUGUUUAUUGCUCAAAGGAAGUGCGUGUAAGACAAAGUUAAGUACAUCAAGACAAAGCAAGUACAGGGAAGACAAAAGGCUAUUGUGUUCGAAUAAUAGCUCGUGCGUAUUGUAAGGGUUUUAGAGGAGCUCUCAAAUAAGAUUGAAUGCUAAUUCACUCUUGAUUCGUGCUAACAGGCUAGCAUUACUGUCAAGACUCUAUUGUAACCAAAAUCCGCCUUUACGUAAGUGCUUUGCAAUUGGAUUCUAUAAAAGUUUUUCACAAUGGAAGUAAUCCUCAAAGGAGUUAGGCCCAUUAGCUUCAAGUAUUCCAGGACUGCGCGAGGAGAAAUCAAACUUGGCCAUGUUGUUGGACGCCGUGUCAAGAGGUAGAAUCUACCAAGUGAACUUCUUACUUGAGUCAAGUUAUGAGGAUGUGAACAAGGUGGACGAAAACAGACAGACUCCUCUGAUGAAAGCGAUUUUUCUUCCCGACAAAAUGCACCGAACUCGCUACAAAAUCGUCAAGAUUUUACUCGAACACGGAGCGCACGUCAAUGUUGUUGAUCGCGAGGGGAAGACAGCCCUCAUGUGGGCAUGUAUUCGCGGACAGGAAAAUGUCAUCCGAAAAAUCCUGGACUCUUCUCUUUUGGAUCUUGAUUUGAACAAGGGAGACAAAUUCGGCAACACGGCGCUAUUCUACGCCGCCUCCAGCGGCCAAGUAAAUACUGUGAAGAUGCUUGUUACAGCGUUAAAGCGAUUUGGAUUGGAUAUCGAUAAAAAGAAUGCGCAGGGAAUGACUCCGAUUCUACAAGCUACUAAACAGGGGCACGAUGCGUGCGCUCAAGUCCUCAUGACCGAAGGAAAAGCUUCUCUUACGAUCAGAGACCCCGAAACUUUUCUCAACACUAAAGAAUGGGCUGAAAAGCGUUCUUUGACCAAUUUGUCAGAGCUGAUUGCGCGGAGGAGCCCGUCUCCACAACUCGCUGUUCAAAACGUUGAAAACGAUUCAGAGCCAGAUGGACAAACACCAAGACCGGCUUCAGAUUUAGCAAAUAAGAAUAUUCAGAACAACUUUGUUCAAGAAAACAGGGCUAAUGAGAUGGCACCUUCACUGCAACAAAGAAGACACUCAAUUGACAAAAAGAUUAGAAGGACAAGCGAGACAUCCUUGCCUACGUCACCUCAGUGUCAGGAGAACACGUUGCCAUCAGAAACCAAAAAAGCGGGGUCGGUUUCCCCCAGAAGUAUCACUACUACUGUGUCUUUGACAAGGAGGAAAACUGAGCAGAUGGCGAAAAUUAAAGGCGGAGCGGUUCCUCUCACUGCAAAAUCAGAAAUGUGUAGACUUCUCAGCCUGUAUGGUAUUCAACAUUCAGAGUCGUACAGACAUAGUUUUGAUCCAAUUCUGUUACCACCAAGUGGGUACUGGCCCGAUCCACUGGCUCAUCUCAGAGACAAUGCGUCGUCAGUCACAGAUGACCAAGAACUCGAGAUGAACUUGUUAGACCUUCUUAGACCACGCGGCUCGGGUCGUCGGAGGUCUUCGGCUUUUCCCGGAGCUCCCGAAAUGGGUCGCAGAGGUAGCAACGUCAGUUUUCGUGAUGGUCGACGGGGAUCGACGAUGCUCGGACUUGGUCCGGGAAUGGGAAAGAGAGGCUCUAUUUCUCCAACAAUGCUGGGAAACAAAAACUUUCUUGAAGCUCCUGGCUUGUCGUCGCGAAGAACGACUUUGAGUGCGAACGCAACGCGAGGAACCACUUCUCUACUGAGUCCUUUCGACAGAAGACGAUCGUUAAUGCCCAGGGGCUCUGAGCAGACUAGACCCACUCUCCCUCGGAGGACAACCACGCACUUAGUACCGAGUUUAGGACACAUUGUGGAGACGCCUUGAAAGACUUGAAAUAGUUAGGAUAAGAACACUCUCUGAUAGAAGAACACCGAGUGAAUUAACUCAUUUUAAAUCAAUGCGUACAAAUGCAAUAAAUCAAAAGAAAACCCUUGGGGUAUAAUGGCAACACUGAUCUUUCCAAACCGUCACUGUAAAUACCCACACUUUUGACACAGAAAAAUAAAAAAAAUUGCUGUUGCAAAAACCAAAACCAUUGCCUAAGAUCGUAAUUUGUCACGUUUUGAAACGAGAUUGUUUUCGAUGUACAAUAUUGACCUAAAUACGGGUUUACCCCAUGUACGGUUAGCUGGUCUUAGUACGGCGGUACCAACUGCUGUACAGGUCAGGGCACUGAAGGAAAGAACGGGGGGAAGUAGUAAUUUAUCCUGAUAAAUUCAAGAAUCACUUUAAUUUUACUUGUCACGCACCCGUUUUUGCUUUCAUCACACGCCUGUUUGCUAACAUCACAUGUACAGAUUCUCCCAACUGUUUGGAUUGCUUCAAAACGACAUAUCAGUGGCUUGUCUAAAGCCAGAAUAUUUAUGGAUUACUGACCAAGCGUGAGGUCAAGAUAGUGAAUAUUGGCCAAGUUCUUUUUUGCAUGUUUAUGGACCGAGGCAAAAUCGAGGUCCAUAAACAUGCCAAAAAACGUGGACUUUACCUUACCUACUUAUGUGCCUACCCCCCUUACCACCUUUUCAUAGAGCUAUCGUGUUGCUAACGGAAAAAAAGAAAAAAAAUCUGAUUAUUAACCCACCCCCAUUCAACUUUAUUAAGUCCAAGAAAUAUUGUACUUCAAAUAACAUGUGUUCCAUGAGCAUAUUUUUCAAGAGCUCUCUCACCUAGAUAGUCACAUCAAAUGACCGCCAAGAUUGAAUGGCUUAAUAAGUAACAAAGCAAAAAAAAAAAUAAAUAAAUAAAUAAUAAAAUAACCACAGGCACCUUCUUGUGAUCAAUCACUUUUAUUUUAACAAUUAAUUACUAUUAAAAUGGUACAAUAUUUAACAGGCCUCUUGCACCAGAACAUAUCAGCUUCUUGUACACAAACAAAACCAAUACAGUUGAUAGUUGUGUCAAAGUGCAUCACCAUUUACAAACAGUCAAAUCCAAAAAGAAAUAAACCAGUCGCACAAACAAGCAAAA